ACCACCCCCGACGGCUCGACCCUACGACCGUGGCCGCACUCCGCACCGAGGCCCCGCCCUCCGCCGCCCCUUCCCCAAGCACCCCAGUCGAUCGGCGACCGUCGCUUCCGUCCCCCCGGCUACGAUCGCCGCCGCUCGACGACCACCACCGAACUCCGGCAACCUGCUCCGGCAUCCCUUUGGCAAAUGCGGUGAUGGACCAAUCAAAGGAUCCUUUCAACCCAUCAGGGAUUGCAGUCCCCUCUUCAGUCAAGAUGCAGCAGCUGGCUGGAAACAACAAUCCGUGGAUAGUCCCUCCGCCACAACCAAUGAAUGCACGCAAUGGGCUGGGCAAUGCCGGCCUCUUCUCCACCUCUUUGCCUGUCCUUCCUCAUGAAAAAAUCAACUUUCUUGAUUCAGCAAAUGGCACCCGAUUGAUGGAUGGCGCAUCUGUAAAACUGAAAGAGCUUGAUGUUGAUGAUGAUCCUGACGGGAAGGAGUACAAAUUUGAUUUUGAUCUCCGUCAAAUCGAUGACUUAUUGCCUGAUGAAGAUGAGCUUUUUGUUGGGAUCGGGAUCACAAAUGAGACUGACCCGGCUGGGCAGACAAAUUCUAUGGAAGAACUGGAGGAAUUUGAUGUAUUUGGCAGUGGAGGGGGCAUGGAGCUGGACUUGGACCCAGUGGAGAGCAUCACAGCUGGUUUGGGGAAUACAAGUAUAGCUGAUGGGCUUAGAGGCAAUGGGGUCAACCAUUUUGGUCAGUCAAAUAGUGCCGGCACUGUGGCUGGGGAGCAUCCAUAUGGGGAGCACCCUUCUAGAACAUUGUUUGUGAGGAACAUCAAUAGCAAUGUUGAUGACUCAGAAUUGCGCUCACUUUUUGAGCAAUAUGGGGACAUCCGAACACUCUAUACUGCAACUAAACAUAGAGGUUUUGUGAUGAUAUCUUAUUUUGAUAUCCGAGCUGCACGUGGUGCAAUGCGUGGAUUGCAGAACAAGCCUCUGAGGAGGAGAAAGCUAGACAUUCAUUUCUCCAUCCCGAAGGAGAACCCAUCAGAUAAAGAUCUGAACCAGGGAACUCUUGUUAUUUUCAACUUGGAUCCCUCGGUUUCCAAUGAAGAAGUUCGCCAGAUUUUUGGAACUUAUGGGGAAGUAAAGGAGAUAAGAGAAACACCAAAUAAGAAGCAUCAUAAGUUUAUUGAGUUUUAUGAUGUAAGAGCAGCAGAAGCUGCUCUUCGGUCACUGAAUAAAAGCGAGAUAGCUGGAAAACGCAUCAAGUUGGAACCAAGCCGUCCUGGUGGAACACGCAGAAACUUGAUGCAGCAGCUUGGUCAUGAUAUAGACCAGGAUGAACCAAGAAGCUACAGGCUUCCUCAUGUUGGUUCACCUAUUGCUAGCUCUCCCCCAGGUGCAUGGGCUCAAUACGGUAGUCCAACAGACAACAAUUUGUUGCAAACAUUUAACGCAUCACCAACUGGAAAUGGUAUGAGUCCUAUUGGAAUGCCUUCUUCCCUGAUGUCAAAUGCUGUGAAGAUUGCGCCAAUCGGGAAAGAUAACAACUGGUCUAAAUACGAUAAAGUAUUCUCAAACAACAACCAGCCCCAUGGUGCUGCAUUUCAGCAUUCCCAUUCAUACCAAGAUCACAAAAAUGAACAUUUGAGUUCAAGCCCUGGGACUUUAACAGGGCCUGAGUUUCUAUGGGGCAGUCCAAAGCCUUAUUCUGAACAUUCUCAAUCCCCUAUUUGGCGUCCACCAGCAAUUGGUCAUGCAACACCAUCUAAUAGCCGCUCUCAGGGGCAAGGAUUAUUGUAUGGUGGCCGUCAGGCUUCACUCUUUGGGUCUCAAGAUCAGCACCCUCUUCAUCAUGUUGGCUCUGCCCCUUCAGGUGCUCCGUUUGAGAGUAAGUUUGGAUUUUUUCCUGAAUCACCAGAGACAUCUUAUAUGAAUCAAGUGAGGUUUGGGAACAUUGGGAGUGGCCGCAAUGGAGCUGGCCUUAUGCUGAACAUGGCUGCUCGUGCUUCUGUAAAUCCUGUUUCUGCUUUAAGUGGAAGCAUGCCAGACAAUAACUCUAGUAGCUUUAGACCAAUACUGUCACCUAGAUUGGGACAGUCAUUUUACGGAAAUCCCACAUAUCAAGGGCUUGGCUCUUUUGGACUUGAUAACUCCAUUGAACGUGGUCGUAAUCGCCGAGUUGACAGCAGUGUGUUUCAACCUGAUAGCAAGAAGCAGUACCAACUUGAUUUGGAGAGUAUCCGUAAAGGUGAUGAUACUCGGACUACAUUGAUGAUAAAAAACAUUCCAAACAAGUACACUUCUAAGAUGCUUUUGGCCGCAAUUGAUGAGUUUCAUAAAGGAACCUAUGACUUUUUCUACCUGCCAAUUGAUUUCAAGAACAAAUGCAAUGUUGGCUACGCUUUCAUUAACAUGGUAUCACCUGUGCACAUUGUCUCGUUCUACCAGGCGUUCAAUGGGAAGAAAUGGGAAAAAUUCAACAGUGAAAAGGUAGCGUCCUUGGCCUAUGCUAGGAUUCAGGGAAGGACUGCACUCAUUUCACAUUUCCAGAAUUCAAGUUUAAUGAAUGAGGAUAAGAGAUGCCGCCCCAUUCUUUUUCAUUCUAAUGGGCCAGAGGCUGGAAACCAGGAACCAUUUCCCAUUAACGGCAUAUGCAUCCAUAUGCCACUGGAAGACGGAACAAUUGAAAGCGUGGAUUGCCUUGGCUAUGAAGACGACACUAUUCAGAACGUUAAGACAGCAGGAGAUAACUCCAUGACAGGGAGUAUGUAGGCUAUGACUAUACUCGGAGUCGCCGAUACGGUGCUAAAUCUUAACUGCCUAGAGAAGAGUUUUCCAUCCCAAAGUGUAUAAAAGUGAGGACGAUUGGUUAGCCGUGAAGUUUGUGGUUGGUGUGGUAUGGCGCAUCUAGGUUUUAUGGAAAUUGAUGUCGCCCCCUGAAGGAAACAAAUAUUGAAUUGGCGUUGGAGUUGGAGCAGGCUGUGUCCCUCUCCAUGUCUUCCUUUCAAGCUUCAACCCCCUCUGUACAGAUAGAUGCGGGGAGUUGAUAAUUGGUCGCAUUUGAUUUUGGUGUAAAAAGAGACGGGACUGGUCAAAUUGUACAGCUGAAGACUUUAAUUCUCUAUGUUUUAGGAGACUUGAUAACUCUCUCUGUUACUGUGUGAACUAAGACUCGAAACUGGGCUUCCACCUUCCAAUCGAAAAACUAAAACCUUUUUUAUCUGCCGUUCCCUUGUA
Messenger RNA from Oryza brachyantha (malo sina), 3224 nucleotides. Its product is annotated as protein MEI2-like 2. The transcript is spliced from 13 exons. Lineage: Eukaryota; Viridiplantae; Streptophyta; Magnoliopsida; Poales; Poaceae. The record is from RefSeq and is a predicted model, not a curated record. Gene Ontology annotation, molecular function: RNA binding. The coding region runs from base 195 to 2759 and encodes 854 amino acids.